Molecule: messenger RNA, 4398 nt
Organism: Linum trigynum
Lineage: Eukaryota; Viridiplantae; Streptophyta; Magnoliopsida; Malpighiales; Linaceae
Source: the annotation of a GenBank genome assembly
ACUACUAAAAAAUCAAUCUCAAUCACAAACCCAAAAAAAUUAACUCAGUAAUCGAAAAUACCAAAUAAUGAUAAAUUUUGUGUGGUAUUUGAUGGAUCCCAACAAUUAAACCAAACUUCCACCCCUAGUUUGGAACAAUAUUUUUGAUAUGACAAUCCUUGCUUGUUGGCCACUGACUUUUCAAGUAAUGAUUAAUUAAUAAUCAACUUAAAUUGCUACUCAUUAAAUAGGGGGACAACUAAUGCACAUAGACAUGGCUGCAUGGAAUAACUAAGUAUUUUUAUAGAUUUAAUAUGCCCAGUAGCUUUCGAUUACCCCUAACCAACCAGUGUCCAAAUAAAAAUUACUACUAAUGAAUUAAAGUAGCUAAAUUAGUAUCACCACUAUUCACACGACCUCACGCAAGAACUUCAUGUUAUAUUUCAUUAGUAGGCUUUGUUAUGGCCAAAUCAAUUAUGGUAUGUUCUUGUCCAAGUUUAAAGGUCGUUACACAUAGAAAUUUACACACGCACAAUGACUUACCAUCUAAUUGUAUGUUAAGCAUCUUUAAAAAAAAACUAUUUGUUAAUAUGAUUAGCUUCGAUUCAAUCGAAAUUGGAUGACCACCGUUACUUAAUUUCGUUAUUAUAGAUUUUGUAAUGUGUUUUGGAUUUUUUUCAAUAUAAUAAAUAUAUUCGUAUCCCAAAAGUUAACGAUAAGAGCGUUGGAGUUCAUAAUUUUAUUAAGAAAUAGAAUAAGAAUUCUCAUGUUUGUAAUUGUACCAUUCAUGUCAUUGUUGACGCGUUUAGUAAGAAACGAUUGGAUAGGAACGAGGACUUGUUUGUUAAAAUGUUAUAAUACAAGCUUAAAAGUAACACUUUGCCGGCUUCAUAGUCGUUACUAUGGCCUGUAAAAAUCACUCUUCAGUUAUCUUUGUUGGACAUGCGUAUGGAUGGGCUUUACUUCCGCGCUCCGCCCGCCAUUGGCAACACUCCCUUUCCCUCCACACAGAAGUUUCAGCAUUGUAACCGUCGCGAUUCCGGCCAGCACGCCCUGCAGGGACCACCGCCGUCGGUCUCCCUCUGCGCAGCAGCGUCUUACUCCAAUGGCCGCUUCGAUUUCUUCCGUCGGUUUCCCCGUUCCUCUCACCGUCCAUUCCUCCUCUCCAAUCGAAGACGGUAAAGCCUCUCUCUUCACAGUAUCCCCUCCGCCGAACCCAACUCUCAAAACCCCCACAAUCCGGUCUCGCCUCAGUAAAUUGUGCCAGGAGGGCAAACCCGAACUUGCCCGCCACCUGUUCGACACAAUUCCUCAACCGACGACUGCAAUGUGGAACACGAUCAUCAUUGGGUUUAUCUGCAACGACAUGCCCGUUGAAGCCCUCCGGUUCUACGGCGAGAUGAAGAAAGGUGGGUUUCCUACUACCAAGGGCGAUUACUACACUUACUCUUCUACGUUGAAAGCCUGCUCCCAGAGUCUGAAUCUGGGGGCCGGUAGAGCGAUUCACUGUCAUUUGAUUCGCUGCUUGGAGUAUCCGAGUCGGAUUGUGUAUAAUUCGCUGUUGAAUAUGUACUCCACGUGCUUGAGCCAAUUGGGCUCGUCGGGUGGCUCUGAGUUUUCGAAGUACGAUGCUGUGCGGAAGGUGUUUGAUACGAUGGGCAAGAGGGACGUUGUUGCUUGGAACAUUUUGGUUUCUUGGUAUGUCAAGACGGAGAGACACGUUAGAGCUGUUAGGCAGUUCAGGAGGAUGAUGAAAAUGGAAAUCAAGCCGAGUCCAGUGAGCUUUGUCAGUGUAUUUCCAGCCAUAUCAGCUAUGCAGGACCUCGACACUGCGAAUGUUAUGUAUGGACUGCUUGUUAAAUUGGGAGGUGAGUAUACGACUGACUUGUUUGUUGUGAGUUCAGCCAUUAUUAUGUACUCAGAGCUAGGCUGUCUCGAUUUGGCCAGGAAGGUUUUCGAUUGUUGUUUGGUGAACAAUACAGAGGUAUGGAAUAGCAUGAUUGGUGGGUAUGUGCAGAAUAACCGUCCACGGGAAGCAAUCAAUCUCUUUCUUCUUGCUACUCAAACGGGACAGACUGAUAACAUAUCUUUCCUUUCAGUUCUGACGGCUGUUUCACAGCUGCAAUGCUUGGACUUGGCUCAACAGCUGCAUGGUUUCGUCAUCAAGAACUUAGGUUCCCUGCCCGUGAUAAUACAGAAUGCUAUCAUAGUCAUGUACUCACGAUGUAACACUCUCCACACUUCAUUCCAUGUGUUCGGGCAGAUGCAGGAGAGAGACGUGGUUUCAUGGAACACGAUGAUUUCUGCUUUCGUGCAGAAUGGAUUUGAUGACGAAGGGUUGAUUCUUGUGUACGAGAUGCAGAAGCAGAAGUUUGCAAUUGAUCUGGUGACAGUUACUGCUCUGCUUUCUGCAGCAUCUAAUCUCAGAAACCUGCAGAUUGGGAAACAGACUCAUGCCUAUCUUCUCAGGCAAGAUAUAAAAUUUGACGGAAUGGACAGUUAUCUGGUCGAUAUGUAUGCUAAAUGUGGUUCGAUUAGAACAGCUGAAUAUAUCUUUUGGAGAAAUAUCACUAGAAGUGUUAAAGAUCAAGCAACAUGGAAUGCUAUGAUUGCUGGUUACACACACCAUGGGUUAGUCGAAGAAGCUUUGGCCACAUUUAACGAAAUGCUUCAGCAAGCUGUUUCACCCAAUGCCGUGACAUUAGCAUCAAUUCUUCCAGGUUGCACUCAAAUGGGAAGCAUCAAUCUUGGAAAACAACUCCAUGCUGUCUCUAUUCGCCAUUUGUUCGAGAACAACAUUUUCCUGAGCUCUGCUCUCAUCGACAUGUACUCAAAAUCAGGAUCAAUCAACUAUGCUGAAAACGUGUUCGCCAGAACCAGUGACAAAAACUCUGUCACAUACACGACGAUGAUCUUGGGUUAUGGCCAACACGGCUUGGGAAGCAAGGCUCUCUCUUUGUUUCACUCCAUGGGAGACUCUGGAGUUAAACCCGAUGCAGUUACUCUCGUUGCAGUUCUGUCAGCCUGUAGCCAUGCAGGACUGGUCGAUGAAGGCCUUCGGAUAUUUAACUCCAUGGAGAUGGAUUUCAACAUCGAGCCUUCAGUUCAGCAUUACUGCUGUGUAGCAGAUAUGUUGGGGAGAGUUGGAAGAGUAGUUGAAGCCUAUGAAUUUGUGGAACAGCUGGGUGAAAAGGGCGACGUUCUGCAAAUCUGGGGAUCGGUUCUUGGGGCCUGCAGGCUUCACGGAUGCAGUGAAUUGGCAGAAACGGUUGGUGAAAAGAUCCGUCAACUAGAGGAAGCAGCAUUACAUGGUGGGGUGGGAGGUUAUCAGGUCCUGAUGUCCAAUAUGUAUGCAGGAGAAGGAGACUGGAGAAACGUCGACAGAGUGAGGAAAGAAAUGAAGGAAAAGGGUUCGAUGAAGUUGGUUGGUCGCAGUUGGAUUGAUAUCGGAGGUCAUGUUGCUCGCUUCUCAUCUAAAGAUCAAGACCACCAUCAGUUCGAUGAGAUAUAUGGAACUUUGGAAGGUCUGGCCUUGGAAAUGAAGCAUUCCGGUGCCUGAAAAUGGCCAUUGCUCGAUUUGAACAGGUUUAGCUCAACAUUGAUUGAAACCAUCUGUGCUUAAAUCAACCAAAGGUAUGAGGAUUGCCAUUUGGCUACCUCCUGAAAAUGGCCAUUGCCAUUGCAGUCGUUAACCGAGAGCAGCCCGAUUGCAGCAGCGUGUGGUAUCAAGCACAAAAGAGUACAGCCUGCCGAGCCGCUUGGAGUUAAACCAGAUACCCCAAAGCUUGCACAAAGUAUACCAGUUGAAGAAGCACUAAUGUAACAUGAAAAGGACGGUACGCCUCCCAGCUUUCAUUAGUGUAAAGUCUACAGUACAUAGAAAUUAGAAUAUUGAUCUUUAGAACAAUAUUUACAAAACCAUAUUCAUAAAACCAUAUUGUAUCAGCUUUCAAUUUAGUCUUUUUAGUGGAAAAACAGGGUGUGCUUAAACCAGAGACAUGAUCAUAAGUCAUGGGCACCACCUUUUUUAUUUCUUCUUUAAAAAAGGAGUGGUGGAAAUCACUUGUUUGAGGUAAUGAUCAUUAGGAGGAAAUUUAAUAAUGGGUUGGUUUCAUCAUUAGUUUUUGAUCAACUAUUCAUCCGACAUUUACAUUAUGCUGCAAUAUUAGAUUAGGGUUGGACUAAUUUCUUAUGAUUUAGCCGUUGCAAUCAGGUGAGUUUCUCUAAGCGUUAUAUUUAAACAGAUCAUACAAUGAUCAAUUACGAACAAGAAUAGCAUCCAACUAGUUUCUUUGUGAUUUAGCUGUUAAUUAUGGGAAAGGCAACUCCUUUAAGAGUUCAAAAGGACACUCCAAUUAUCACAUCUAAGGUCACAAAGUUUGUAGAAGUAAUGUGGAGAAAUGAAAUGGAAUAUUUUAC